This is a messenger RNA of Seriola dumerili (greater amberjack), 1965 nucleotides long. RefSeq names its product coagulation factor IX (gene f9a). The record is from RefSeq and is a predicted model, not a curated record. Gene Ontology annotation, molecular function: serine-type endopeptidase activity; calcium ion binding. Gene Ontology annotation, cellular component: extracellular region. Gene Ontology annotation, biological process: blood coagulation; proteolysis. NCBI's taxonomy places the organism in Eukaryota, Metazoa, Chordata, Actinopteri, Carangiformes, Carangidae. The coding region runs from base 31 to 1590 and encodes 519 amino acids. The transcript has 8 exons.
GCGUCUGUCGAGGCGUCACAGCAGUUUGGAAUGGAGCUAGUUCCUUUGUCUUUGCUGUCUAUGCUGCUUUUGGGCUUUCAGCUGGGCUCUGGAGCCCCAGCUCCAGCCUCAGGUCCAGUGUUUCUCUCAGGUCAGGCAGCCGGCAGCGUUCUGCGGAGGCACAGACGCCACAACAGAGGGCUGUUUGAGGAGUUCAUGCAAGGCAAUUUGGAGAGAGAGUGUAUUGAGGAAGUCUGUGACCUGGAAGAGGCCAGGGAGACCUUUGAGAAUGAUCAAAAGACAAUGGAGUUCUGGGCUGGAUAUAUAGAUGGCAAUCAGUGUGAGUCAAGGCCAUGUCUGAACCAGGGCUCCUGUAAAGACCAUGUUGGCACCUACACCUGCACAUGUCCGCCUGGCUUCACUGGCAGGAAAUGUGAGAUCAUUGUAGCAAAAAGAUGUGAUGUGCACAAUGGCGACUGUAAGCACUUCUGCAUGUCAAUGGGAACCUUCGGAGCAAAAUGUUCCUGUGCGACGGGAUACAGGCUGAUGGCGGAUGGGUUGAGCUGUGAACCAGAAGUUGAUUUCCCGUGUGGCAGAACCGCUCUGGCAGAGGUAAGUGCAGUAUCCACAAGGUCUCUGUUCGGCCGUGAGAAUGCAGGCCUGCAGAGCACCACCUCACUGGCCAACAUCACCACCACCACUACAUCCGCUCCCUCAACUCCAGCCAGUACCACCGCAGCUUUCCCAGCCACGACUGAUUCUGUAGAAAACCACCCGCGAAAGAGACUUCCCCUAUGGGUGCUCAGUGAGGCUGAGAUCCCCUCUGUGGUACCGAUUCGUCCUUUUAAACGCAUUGUAGGUGGCGCGGAGGUCACUCCCGGAGAGAUCCCAUGGCAGGUAGGCUUGGUAGCACAAUCCACUGGUGUCUUAUUCUGUGGGGGCUCCAUUCUGGGCCAUCGUUGGGUUAUCACUGCUGCUCACUGUCUGCUGGAGACACAAGAUUCCUUCUUCAUCAGAGCGGGGGAGCAUAACGUCUACAUCAAGGAGGGCACAGAGCAGGAUCAUGAAGUGUUGGAGCAGCACAUACACCCGCGCUACAACGUCAGUGUGAGCUUGUACAACCACGACAUUGCCCUGCUUUACCUCAAAACUCCCAUCACCUUCUCCACAACUGUGCGGCCCAUCUGCAUAGGGCCCAAGGCUUUCACGGAGGCCCUGGUGAAGAACUCCUCCCCGGCUACAGUCACCGGCUGGGGCCGAACACGCUUCCUCGGAUCCACGGCUAGCACGCUACAGAAGGUCGAGGUACCCUUCACAGAUCGGACAGAGUGUAAGGAAAGCAGCAGUGCCAGGAUCACUCCUGUCAUGUUUUGUGCAGGCUACGAUAAUGUGGACAAAGAUGCCUGUCAGGGUGACAGCGGAGGUCCUCAUGCAAACAGCAUUCAUGAUACAUGGUUCCUGACAGGCAUCGUGAGCUGGGGGGAAGAAUGUGCAAAGGAUGGGAAAUAUGGUGUGUACACCCGGGUGUCUCUUUACUACCGCUGGAUAAACCAUGUUAUGGGAUUAACUAAACACAGGCUGGCACUUGAUGUGGAAGAUCCUGAUCCUUAAAUUGAAAGCAUAGAUUUAAAAAAAAUACAACUGGUUUAUAAAUGUGUUCCAUGUCAAAUAAUUUUUUUUAUUCUUUCUUUCUUUUUUUUCUACGUAAUGCUCUUUGAACUUCACAGGAUGUUCAAAAAUCGGAAGCUGUUUUGAAUCGUAUGCUGUUAAAAGAAUUUGGCGUGCAGUUCUGAAUUUGAGUUUGAAACAUUCAUACAACCGGAGGGUCGUAGGUGACCUUUAAAAGACACUCAACUCUGACUUGGCUGAGCAGUUCCACUUCUGGAUGCCAUUGUACUGAAAGUGUGAGUGUGGCUAAAGAAAUGUAGCAGACAGAUGUGAAGCAGAUAAAUGUAAAUGCAUAAUAUUAAAUAAGAUAAUACCAAA